This is a messenger RNA of Cydia strobilella, 774 nucleotides long. RefSeq lists its product as uncharacterized. NCBI's taxonomy places the organism in Eukaryota, Metazoa, Arthropoda, Insecta, Lepidoptera, Tortricidae. Bases 133 to 774 code for a protein of 213 amino acids. The record is from RefSeq and is a predicted model, not a curated record. The transcript has 5 exons.
GUAAGAUUUGAUAUCGGCGUCAACUACGGUAGCACCUUCUUCUUCGACAUCCCGCGCACACUCACGAACGCCGUCUCAGAGGGAUGGGUGUCGCAAACCCAGUCCGACGGUCUGCCAGUCACUUCUGUCUCCAUGUACUGCUACUCUGACAACAUCGUGUGCUGCUUUUACGAUUCCAACGGCGAUGUAGCUGGCGUGCAAGUUGCUCUGCCAAAAGACAAGUUCACUCCCUACUACGAAGACAUGGAUGCGGUGGGCUUCACGGACUGGACAGUGGAUGAUGUUGAAUACUACACUUUGCAGCAGUACUUCACCACUGAAGAAAUCCUCAGCAGCGGCGCUACGCGUACCAACGAGAACAAGAUCACUGAGAACGGUGGCGUGUGGGUUGUGGGAACUAAUAAAGAGGUGGUCCAGAUCUACAACACCACCAGCGAGAUCGUCAGUGAGGGCGUUUUCACCAUACAGGCCUGCAUUCCGUGGAUGGGCCGCCACUACUACUACAAGAUGGACUCCAGCUUGAGCUGCGUAGAGCCUAUUUUCCCGUGGUUCUCUAUCGUGGAAUCUGAUGAACUCAUUGCCACCGGUCUAAUGGUCUUCGGCGAGCUGAACCUGGACAGUGAUGCUAGGAACUGGUUUGAGAGCCCUACUGCGUCUGUUGUGAAGGCGAUCGUCCCUUCUGGCCCAGACUGCCUUUACGAGCUAGCUUCGAGCCCUGGAGUUGUCACAAUGCACGUCUACUACAUCGAAUCGCCCUGGCUGGUUACAUGUUAG